AUGCGUGCCAAACAGUUUGUAUUGGUUAGUGUUGCUGGUCUGGCAGCGGCGAAUGAUGACCUCUCUUCCUAUGCCCUGACUGAUACCGGUUCCAUCAAUGGUGGGAACACCUUCCCUGGUGUGGCAAGGCCACUGGGGAUGGUAAAGCUUGGCCCUGAUCUAUACACCGGAUCGGACUCCUAUUCAGGAUACCAACCGACUGGCAACUUUACCGGAUUCACUAUGCUUCACGAGAGCGGAACUGGCGGUGCCCCCAAGUAUGGAGUUGUGUCACAAAUGCCUGUCGUGGGCAUUAUUGAGAACCCACUGAGUGACAAGAUGAACGACACUCGGGCAAGCGCUGACAAAACGGAAGUUGGAUACUACAAGGCAUCAUUAGGAUCUGGAACUGUUCUAGAGAUGAGUGCUUCUAAGAAGGCCGGAAUUUUCAAGUACACCUUUCCCGAGAAAAAGGAAAAUUAUCAUGUGCUUGUUGAUGUGUCCCAUGUUCUAUCCUCGUAUCGAGGUCAGGGCUUGGAGCAGCACUUCCUGGGAGGAAAUAUCAGUGUUAACCUUGAGGAGGGAUCUGACAAGUAUUACUACACAGGUUUCGGAACAUAUGACAAUGGCUGGAACAGGGCUGGGCCGUGGACGGUGUACUUCUGUGGUUACUUUGACACGGAGUCGCGAUACAAGACAUUCCUUGGGAAAGAUUUCAAAACUGCCAACCUCGAAGAGUACUCUGAUAAGUCAUCUCACGAGUCGAAAACCGCAAGACUGGGUGCCGUGUUCAGUUUCAACCAGACAUCGGUCGUCUCUCGUGUUGGCGUAUCUUUCAUAUCUGCGAAUCAGGCUUGCUCCAACGUGAAUUCUGAAAUUCCGGAGGGGACACCAAUUGAAACAGUCCGUGAUGGGACCAAAGAAGCCUGGAACUCCGAAGUGUUCAGCAAAGUCACAACAAGCGAAACUAAUGUGACAAAGCUAAACCAGCUCUACACGGCAUUGUACUUUAUGCACCUCCUUCCAACAAACAAGACUGGAGAGAAUCCUCUCUGGGAAUCUUCAGAGCCUUACUAUGAUGAUAUCUUCACAUUCUGGGACAUUUACCGGUCUCUUACCCCCCUUCUCCAUAUCCUGCAGCCCGUUUACUAUGAGGAGUUCCUUCGCUCCAUGAUCGACAUCUGGAGGCACCAGGGCUGGGUCUCGGAUGCCCGCUCGUCUUUCCACAACGGCGCUGUCCAGGGUGGCACCAACGGCGACAAUGUUUUCGCAGAUGCCUUUCUGAAGGGCGUCCGAGGUAAAGUCAACUGGUACGAUGCUCUGUCGGCUAUGGUCAAGAACGCCGAAGAGGUUCCCGUGACCAAUAAUGACCCGCGUGAUCCCACCGGUGCAACUCAGGAAGGUCGAAGUGCUCUCCCUGACUGGCACGAGCAUGGGUUUAUCACCCCAAAAUUCGGCAGAUCUGUCAGUCGUGCCGUUGAGUACUCGGUCAAUGACUUUUCUCUCGCCUCAGUCGCGCUUGGUCUGGAAGACACAGACAAAUACAAGAAAUACUUCAACCGCUCUCUGAACUGGCGAAACCACUGGAACCCAGAUCUUUCCGCCCUGGGCUUCUCCGGCUUCGUCGGUCCCCGAGAUGUCGAAGGUUUCAUCAGCCAGAACCCCAUCAGCUGUGGUGGUUGCUACUGGGGCGACUACUACUACCAAGGCCUACCCUGGGAGUACUCAUUCAACGCCCACCACGAUCUGGGGACCAUUAUCGAUUACUGCGAUGGCGAGCAGAGAUUCACCGAGCGCCUGGAGAUGACCUUUACCCCCGGCGUCUACAGCGGCAACGGUGCUUUUGGCAACACGCUCUUCAACCCCGGCAACGAACCCAGCUUCGUGACCCCCUACCUCUACAGCUACGUCAACCGCCAGGAUCUCAACGUCAAGCGCAGCCGCUUCAUCGCCAAAUCGUACUACAGCCCGACGCCUGCCGGCCUUCCGGGAAACAGUGACGCCGGCGCCAUGGAGUCGUGGCUUCUCUGGAGCAUGGUCGGCCUCUUCCCCAUGACAGGCCAGCCCGUCUUCUUCAUCGGAUCGCCCUGGUUCUCCGAUUUGACUAUCGAUCUUGGCGGAGGCAAGACGCUCAAGAUCACGAGUGAGGGCGGCAGUGAGGAGAAGUUCUAUGUCCAGUCUCUCAAGGUGAACGGUAAGCAAUGGAACAAGAGCUGGCUGAGCUGGUAUGAUAUUUUCGCCAAGGGCGGCACACUGGACUUCAAGCUGGGUGCUACACCAAGCAAUUGGACAACAGGCCCAACUCCUCCAACCCCCGCCAGUCUCGGGCUUGAUGGGGCUGCGAUGCUGAUCAGGGAAUGGGUUGAUGAGGGGGACGCAUAG
Messenger RNA from Clonostachys rhizophaga, 2361 nucleotides. The record is from the annotation of a GenBank genome assembly. Lineage: Eukaryota; Fungi; Ascomycota; Sordariomycetes; Hypocreales; Bionectriaceae.